AUGGAAGUAGGAAUUGAUUUUCUCGAUAUAAGAGAACCUAAUGAUGUAGCGACAAUUUCUUGUAGAAUAGGCGACUUAAUAAUACCUCACGCAAUUCUAGAUACCGGUGCAGAUGAUUCAUUAUUUACUGAUAACAUUCCGAGGUAUUUAGGAGAAAAAAUAGAUCAGAAAAAUGUUCAUAAACUUACUGGUGCAGUUGGAGAUUCCCAGUCUAUCGGUACGUCAUAUAAUAUUCCUAUAACUAUAGGUACUGAGGAAGAUUCUAUAACAGUUUCUGAAAAAGAAAUAUCCGUAAUCCCUACUAAAAAAGAUCGAGAUGGAAAUGAUAUAUCUAUAAUGAUACUUGGUACUAAAUGGCAACAUCGUGUCGGAUGGGAACCUAUAGUAAAAGGAGAAUUUAUAGCUACACACAAUGGGAAGACUAUUAAAAUUCCUCUUUACACUCGAAAAGAAAAGUAUAGUCACAAUGUAUCUGUAUCUGAAAAUAUUUUCAAGAAGCGAAGCUUCGAGUCUCCGACUCAUACAGAACAAUGGAAUGCUCCAAAAGACUUCAAACUUCCCGAUUCAUUCGAUACUACAAUAGCUGAGCAAAUACCAGAAGAGCAAAAAAAAAAUUAG
Paraglomus occultum is the source of this 618-nucleotide messenger RNA. The record is from the annotation of a GenBank genome assembly. Lineage: Eukaryota; Fungi; Glomeromycota; Glomeromycetes; Paraglomerales; Paraglomeraceae.